AUGUCGAAUGCUACGGUCUCAUCGACAGCAGCUUUGAAUAAUACAACUUUAACAGCAACGUUAACAACAAUAGAAACACUCACAACAACAAUAAUCGCAUCAGUAUCAUCCUCAUCCUUAUCAUCAACAACGUCAACUACUCCAGCUAAUGCAAGCACAUUUUAUGACAAUUGUUUAAGACAAUAUUCUACAUCAACAUGCCGAUUAGGUGAAUUUGUUCGUGUAAUUGCUUAUCUUUUUUUGGCUGUAUCAUUUAUUCCACAAAUAAUCUAUUUGUUUCAUCAUGGUUCAAGAUAUAUUGCCGGAAUUAGUUAUCUUUGGUUAAUUAUACGUGUACUUGGUUUGACUGCAUUGAUGGUUGCACAUGCAUUCAAUUGGCCAUCGAUAUUUGAAUUAAUUGCAAUUAUUUCAACAAUAGCUGUAUUUAUACAGAUUUUUAUACAUGCCGAUAAUCUUCAUCGACAACAAAAAAUAAUAUUAAUCGGUGGUAGUUUACUUACAUGGAUUAUAGGUGGUGGUAUUAUAUUAUUAUUGAGACAGCAUGAUAAGUUUUUAAUAUUAACUGGCUACUUACUACUUUCAGUACACAUGUUACCUCAAAUUUUACUCAAUUCAUUAUUACGAACAGCUAAAGCAUUAUCGAAAUUUUCUAUAUUAUUUUUAGCAAUGAGUGAUACACUUCUAUUUGCUAGUUUUUACACUGUCAAUGAAAGUUAUUCGUAUUUAGUUACAUCGUAUUAUGCUUUUUCAUUUUUCUUAUUUAUGUACCUUCAAAGUAUUGUCUAUUCUGAUGAAAAUGUUCAUUUAAUAUCACGUUCGGCACAUACUGUUCUUACGCCAGGUGUUAACGUAUUUACUGGACUUGAUUCGAAUGGUUCACGUAGUUUAGGACAAGAUCCACAAAUGUUUUCAAUUGAUGAUUUAGAGCCAGCUGAGGGUACCGAUGUAGUUUAUCAACCAGUUACAUCAAACAAAACUUCACACCCUAUUGCUGAGCAAACACCUGUGAAACGUGCUGUGUGGUAUGCAACAUUGGCAUCAAUUAUUGGUAUUGAAAUUGUUUUAACAAUAAUGCUUGUCGUUCGAGCUUGGACACUGUGGAUUAUUCUCGUACCUGUUUCUAUUCCUGCUUUACUUGGUAUUUUCUUUUUAUUGCGUACAAAAUUAAGUAUUUUACAAACAGAACAAUUAAGAAAAAUUCUCUAA
Rotaria socialis is the source of this 1206-nucleotide messenger RNA. The record is from the annotation of a GenBank genome assembly. NCBI's taxonomy places the organism in Eukaryota, Metazoa, Rotifera, Eurotatoria, Philodinida, Philodinidae.